Siniperca chuatsi (mandarin fish) is the source of this 7250-nucleotide messenger RNA. Its product is annotated as stromelysin-3-like. Gene Ontology annotation, biological process: proteolysis; extracellular matrix organization; collagen catabolic process. The record is from RefSeq and is a predicted model, not a curated record. Gene Ontology annotation, molecular function: zinc ion binding; metalloendopeptidase activity. Gene Ontology annotation, cellular component: extracellular matrix. The transcript is spliced from 8 exons. Lineage: Eukaryota; Metazoa; Chordata; Actinopteri; Centrarchiformes; Sinipercidae. The coding region runs from base 149 to 1642 and encodes 497 amino acids.
GAAAGCUGGAGAAAAAAAAUAAUUUGAAGAGGACAAAGAAAUCCUGCGGUAGGCUGUAAGAUCCCCUGCCGUCAUUCAGUCCACUACACAACGUCCUCCUCAGCGGCAGCAUUCCGUAAGCCUCUUCCUCUGUCUGCUCUGUAUCAGCAUGUGUCUGUGGGAUAAGAUGAUGUGGGCUGUCGUGUUUUGCGGCAGCAUCUUGCCUUUGUACCUUUUCCUCUGCGUUCAUUCUCUACCAGUACACGACUGGAGGACCGUCAGCACGUACAAGCAACUACAGGGAUGGCCUGACAGCAACAGUCACGGUGGUCUGAAGAAGAGGGGAAGACAUGACACGUUAAAUAAAGGGUACCAUAUGAAGUCUGUACUGACAUCCAAAAAUGACACAGAAUUCUGGAAAUGUCCUCGCUGUGGAGUCCCAGACUAUCCCACUUUAACGCAGGUCGGCCUAUCGUACUACAACCUAAAGAAGAAGGGAGGCCUGAGUAGACAGCAGCGCAGGAAGCGAUUUGCGCUGUUUGGAGGGCGCUGGGAGAAGACAGACCUCACUUACAAGAUUGUACGUUUCCCCUGGCAGAUGAGUGAGGGAAAAGUACGGCAUGUCCUCCAGGAGGCAUUAGGUGUGUGGAGUGCAGUGACUCCUCUGAGGUUCAGAGAGGUCACCACUGAGAAAGCUGACAUCAUUAUUGACUUCAACAGGUACUGGCAUGGGGACAACUUACCAUUCGACGGCCCUGGAGGAAUCCUCGCCCACGCCUUUUUCCCCAGGACACACAGAGAGGGAGAAGUCCACUUUGACUAUGAUGAGCAUUGGACAGUGGGCAACAAUGUAGGCACCGAUCUCCUACAAGUGGCAGCUCAUGAGUUUGGCCAUGUCCUGGGCCUGCAGCACUCCCUGGAGCUUGAUGCUGUGAUGUGUCCUUUCUACAGUGACUCUUACCCUCUGCAGCUGAGCGAGGAUGACAAGAGGGGCAUCCAGUAUCUGUAUGGUCCCCCUCGGCAUGCAUCGCCCGAGAUGACAGAGACCAAUGAGAUUGACAUUGGAAUGCCGGACGCCUGCAGAACAAACUUUGAUGCUGUGUCCAUGAUCAGGGGAGAGCUGUUCUUCUUUAAGUCUCGAUAUGUUUGGCGUAUCCGUGAUGGGCAGCUACAAGCUGGCUAUCCAGCCUUGGCUUCGCGCCACUGGAAAGGCAUUCCCGACCACAUUGAUGCUGCGUAUGAAGACAGGUCUGGCAACAUCUGGUUCUUCCAAGGUGACAGGUACUGGGUGUUUGAUGCUGAGAGGAAGAUUACAGGACCAGAUUCAGUGCGGCAGCUGGAUCUUCCUGUAACAGAUAUCCAAGCAGCUUUGAAGUGGAAGGAGGACCGCAUGGAGAAAGUCUACUUCUUCAAGUCUGCUUCUUACUGGCCCUUCAGUCCUCAGGAGAAUCGAGUCGAUGAUGUCCAUCCUCGCAGCAUGCACGAGUGGGGAGGAAUGCCCAGCCAUAUUGAUGCGGCCUUUCGGGACAGAUAUGGCUACGCCAAUUUCCUGAGUGGGCUGCAGUAUUGGAAGUUUGACCCUGUGGUGUUGAAGGUGCUAGAAGGCUACCCCCGCAGCAUCGGCAUGGAUUUCUUUGGCUGCUCUGCCUUUCUGUCUAAAUAAGUUCAUACACAUAAAUCUGCGAAACUUCUGAAGAGCAGUGGGUUGAUUUUUCAGCUUAAUUCCUCAUAUAGAAAAUUCUGGCUAUUUUGGAAAUAUACUUAAGACUGAUGUAUUUCAUUAAGAGGACUCAAAAUCCAUAUAAAUAUAACAACAAAUUCUUGCCAAAGUCAUUGCCUGCUGUAACCAAAUAAUUCUUUGAAAACAAGGUAUUUGCAUUUGAAAAUACAUGUACAUGGUUUCUAGAUUAUAUUGUGAGUGUAAUUUCACAGUAACAUUCAGUCAGUAUCUGCUUACUUCUGCAGGGCCAGGAAUGAUUUUGUCAAUUUGAAAUGAGAAUACACAUCUGGAGACAGCUGGUUAAAAUUGUGGAUGGUGGUGAAAUUCAGUCCUGACAAAGCUGCACCCACAGGCUUGGGUUCCAGUACCCACCGCCAAGUUGCUUGAAUUUGUCUACAUUUAAAGAGUAACAGCAAAGUAAUUAGUUACAUUACUCGUUACAUUACUUCGUAACUCAGCACAGCACCAUCAAAGACUCCAAAUCUUCUGUAUUUAACACGUGUAAAUAUAGAAAACGAAAUAUUGUGAUUUAACAAGCAGCCGGCCAUUAUGCAGGUAUUUACUGACCAUCAACUGCUAUCUUAGCCCCAAUGACUGCACACAGCACUACAGAGGUCCUGUCUUCACAGUGAAGCCGUGGGGUUCAAACAUCCUGCAACUCUGAGCAAAACCAGCUGAUUCCUGUGUGUAUGCUCAUUAGUGGAUAACAUUAGCAAGCCCGGUAAGAACACAGAACAUAUAAAAAAAGACAAUUUUGGAGUUACCGGGAGUUGAAUUUCUCCUCUUUUGGUGGAGGAUAACUGCCUCCCCACACCUCCAACCCCUGGACCAAGCUAACACACCCUGGACCAGUCUGUCCAUUCAAUGCAUAGAGAGCAUAGUGAUAUCAACCCUCCAUAAAACUCCUGGUAAGACAGUAACAGAGCGUCACUGGGAUUAGUAACUGCAAUAUAAUCACUGAAUUUGAAAUUCUAAUCCCUUACACUACUUAAUGAAAAAAGUAAUCACAUUACUGUACGUCUUACUAAGUAAUGUGUUACUGCCAACACUGCUGAAGACUAUGUACUGAAACAAACAUCCCUUCACCAAACCUCAUAAUUCCAACCACGCAAUUGUUGUUGAUAUAGUCCGAACUUGAAAUGUUGCUAUUACGGUAAUAUUCAUAUAAUUUUUCACUGUUCAGCUGUGUGACAAAAUAUUUGUAGAAUAAUUGAGAACGAAUCUGCCUAAUCUCUAAAUGAAAACUAUGCAGGCAGUUCAACUCUCUUAAUCAGACAUGCGGGAUGGAGGCUUCAUCCCCAGAGCAACAUUUAACCAGUGGAGCAUCGUAUGCAUAGAUAGCCCUGACGUUACAACUAAGCAACAAUCCUCCGUUCCUAAAAACACCUACUCCACCCACUCCAUGCUAGUCUGGUUUUGGACCUCUGAAUCACAGCUCAUAUCUCAGUUUUUCAGUGAUUGAAAUGGUAAUAACACAAUAAUAACAAUGUCUAAUUAAUAAUAAUAGAAAUAAGAAUCACUGUAGUAACUAUAAUAAUAAUUACAAUAAUGUAACCACUCUGAUGUAUUAAAGCUUGUAACGUUAGGGGAUAUGCUGAAAUACAGAGGAUCUGACAAUUCUGUAUAGUUGGCAGUACGUUUUUUCCACCUCAAAGAUUGCUAUUGUUCUACCACCACAGCUGAAGAAUAACAGCAGAAAAUAAACGCUAUUGUAUGAUCAGUUAUCCACAGUUCUGUUUAAAAUCAAACUCCAUCUAUAGCGAGAAAUCCCGGUAAUCAAAAAUUUUAAAAUCACAGGAAAUCCUUCAACCCUAGCUGCAUCCCACUACCUCCUUGAUCUCCCUCCAAUAACUCUGUCUUUCGUGUGUCUUUGUAGAUACGGUGAAUCAUACAAAUCGGGAUAAUGGCUUUCACUUUCGAACAGUCUCCCCUUGAAAGCAUAGAUGGUGUUGCACUGAAUUGUAGACACGAAAAGUGACUGAAGUAGUUUUGUGAUGAAUGAAAAGAGAGCGCUUGAGAGAGAAUUUUAAACCCCGCCUAUUUUCUCACCUGCACACACCUGGACCUCGUUUCCCAAAAGCAACUUAACGCUAAGAUGAUUGUAGAAUUGAUCUUACAAAACUUCUUAAGUUUGAGUGUUUGGCUGAAAUGACAAUUUCCUAAUGGUAUAUUAUCAGGUUCUGUAUCUUCUCUUUUCUUUUUAUUUGUAGUGCAUAUGUUUGCCACACUCAAAUGAUGACAGAAUGACAAUAACAACUGCUGACCUGCAUAUUCAUGAAACUUAUAGGAACUGUCACUGCUUCAUUUUAGGUUCAAUAUGAGCUUAAGACUAACGCAGCAGCAGCUAAAUCAAAAAUCUAAGUUUACUUCUUUAUGCUGGGUUCAGACUACACAAUAUCAGCCCGAUAAUAGCCCAACCCGUCAGAUGUAGGGCGUUGGGAACGAAAAUGGGCAUUUGGUGCGACAAUUGAUCAUUUUAUCCUGUGUAGUGCAUCAUAGUGGACGACAGCAUCACAACGUCCCGACAGAAAGACUGUGUCAGAAUGUUUUGCCUUCUACAACAAAUUCCACGUGUUCCAAAUGUUGACCAAUAGGAGCACUAAGUGCUCUUCCAUGCACAACUGUAAACAUGGUGAUGCAAAGAGGAAUGAUGUUGGUGCUGCAAAGUGGAACUAAUUUUUUCUCUUUUUUUAGGCUUUUUGAAACUCAAGACAGCCAGAAUCAGACAAUCCACUUCAGACGCCAUUGUCUGUUUACCCAGAAGUCGAUCCCUAGCACCUCUUUCCCAAUGACAUCACACACGUCGUGAAGGAAUGGUUGGGCGGGGACCAAUAUGUAGUCUGUCAUGUCUCUCGGCCAAGUCACAGCAAGAAUUUAUAGCCUAAUCUGACACAGGGAUGAUCUUAACAGACAAAAAUAUCGGGCAGUCUGAACCCGGCAUUGAACAGACUUUGACUUAGGAACAAUGAAUUACUGUUAUUGCACAUUAAGCUUAGUUUUCAUACUGAACAAUUCCAAGUAUAAAACAUUUCUUUGUGUCAUUUACAACACUUGUGCUUUGCCAUGUAUGUGUUUUUAAUAUAUAGCAUGGCUUACAGACAGUUAAAUAUGCAAAGUUACUUUAAAGUGGAUUCAGCAUCGUCUUCAGCACCACGGACAGCCAACGUUAAGAAGUUCUUAACAGCGUGCACUCGCUCCUAAUUGCUGCUUUGGGAAAUUUAAGAGUGUUCGCAGAAACACUCAUAGAAAACACUCAUAACUUCUAAAAUUGACUGUUAUCGGGAUACGAUGGUGUAAAGUGUGCUUGAUUGUCAGAUUUUCUGUUUAGGAAAGUUACAAAAAUAGCUGAUUCUGCUGUCAGGAACGGGGUUUCAGGUGCUGUUAGUUGAUUGGACAGGAGCUUUGUUUGAAGCAUACGGAGGCCUUUAAGAUAACAGUGCUUCAAAAGCUGCUAAUGUUUCCAUCUUUCCCCACAGAGUGUUCUUCCCUCUUGUUAAUGUUUGUUAAUCAGUUCACCCACUGGAGCCACAGGCCUUGUUGCAUGUGGUUGACAACACUGUCAGUUGUGUUCAAAGGGGAGCCUGGCUAGGUCAGAAGCACUGAAACGUGGAAUUGAACUGCCUUCGCUACAGUGGUGCUUUUUAGCUACAGCAGUCGAAUGAGUCAAAGGAUUACAAUGUCCGUCAGCCGAUCCACCACUUUGGUUCAGAUUUAAAUAUCUCAACAACUAUUGGAUGGUUUGCUAUGAAAUAUGUUACAGAUAUCCAUGGUUCCCAGAGGAUGAAUCCUAAUGACUUUGUUGAUCCCAACUUUUCAUCUAGCACUACCCUGACAUUUGUGGUUUUGAGUGAAAUGACUCAACAACAACUAUUGGAGGUUGAUUGGGUUUUUUUUAACAACUGGGGAUAUAAUGUACAUGGCCAGAGUGUCACGUUUAGCAAACCACAAUGUAAAGAAUCCUAGAAGAAAUCAGGAACCAGAAAUCCAUUUCACCCUGGGCACAGCGAACACAAACCACUACAUCUGUGAAACAAAUGUGAAAGAAUUCAGACUUAUCAAAAUAAAUGGACGGGACAAUGACAAGAUGGGCAACAAUAUUAAGUGCCUUGAAGAGGAAUUUAGUUUCCUCUGCUCUGCUAUAAGAUCACUUGUGGCAGUAAAAUACUGAAAUGUAGCCCAAACUGUGAAAGAAAAAAAUCAAGUCAGCUUGUUUGAUGUGAAUGUCCGCACUACACAUUGUUGGCUUCUCUGCCAUAACACCCCUCUCUGCUUAGGUUCGCGAAGACAGUUAUGUGUAUCUUUGCUGAAGCAUGAUUCCAGCUUCAGUCUUAUUCCUCAGUGCCACCUGGGCACUAGCUUCAACCUCUUUUACCAUUUCAUUGUUCACACCCUUGACAUUAUACACAGAAGGAAAUCUGCAGUUUUGGAGGCAUACACUUUACCUCUGCUCUGCCUAACAUACAAAUCUCGACCUUUAUUUUUAUUAAAACAUGUUAAUCUCAUUUGUGCUUUGACUGCUUUCUCAGUUUCCUUUGAUUUUAGUUAUUAGGUUCUUGUGCUUGCACCCUCCUGUAGCCACCUCAACCACAGACCAUUUAGCUCUGCAAAAACAGAAAGGGACUUGCUGAAUUUUGGGAGGAUAAUUAUUUCUCAACUAGAUAUCAGGACCAGUCCGGAAAUUACUUUUUUGUUGAUACAGGGCAGCAUUGUAAAAAUGUAAUUAUUAACAAAAGCCAAUCUAGCAUGAAGAUAGAUAAAUAGUUAUGGCACUGACUGUGGUAAAGAGUUGUUGCUUUUGCUUUUUUGUGUUGUAGGUGACCAGUUUAUGUCACAAAUGCAACAGGAGAAUGAUAUUCAUUGACAGUCAAUAUUGAAAAUCAACUUUAAGUCAAUAUGGUCACGCUGAUUUCUCUCAAUUCACUGCAGCACGUCGAGAAUGAACGAAGCGGUGUGCUACAUCUUUGAAUAUUUAAGGUGCUAUUUAAGGUUCUGUAGGAAACUUCAUAUAUUACACAAAUUUAAAAAUUCUGUUCUUUUCAUUAUUCAAUGUACUUCUUUGGUGCAUUUCCAUAGAGCCAUACAAUAGUCCUCAUUAUCUGUUGAAAAGCUUUGUUUCUGUUCUCUGAUUGUUGUUGUGCCUUCAUUAGAAAAGUUCUGAGAUGGUAUUCUCAGAAAAUUAAUAACCAUAUUAUAUUUGGCUGACAAUAUAAUGUGGUUUGACAUAAAUCAUUUUCAGUUCUAAUCAGAGAAAUGAAUCAGAGCUUCACUAUGGUUUGACUUACUGUUCUAAUCAGUGCAGGACACUGAUUAUUGCCUUGACUUGUAAAAUACACUGUGGUGUGUCUGCAAAAAUAGCAGUCCAGUGUAGCUUGGACACUGUCAGUUGUGAUUUUAAACAGUGUCAGCAUGUCCUGACAACAAUGUUUUAAGAUCUAUUUUGAUGUAUUUUCAACAUAUACUGAUCUGUUUGCCUUUAUAUUCAUUAGUUUCAGUCAGAAUAUGACUUUCUCAUGUGAAUAAAUCUUUGUUUACAAUAAAACCCAAAAAUCUA